GAAGAGGAAGAGCGAGGGAGGAGCCCGAGAGACCCGGGGGCGGAGGGGCAGGUUACACCGCCACCUCUGCGCCGCCAUGGCGGGUCCGGGCUCUCCCCCGGCUGUGCCCGUGUGGCUCGCCGAGGAUGACCUGUGCUGCAUCAUCUGCCAGGGGUUGCUGGCCUGGCCCGUCACGUUGCCCUGCGGCCACAGCUUCUGCAAGAACUGCCUGACUAACCUGUGGGACAAGCACAAGGAGCGAACGCGGAGCCGCUGGUGCUGUCCCACCUGCCGGGAGGCCCCGGAGCAGCGGCCGGCAUUGUGCAAGAACACGCUGCUGCAGGACCUGGUGGACAAGUACAGCAGUGCGGUGUGUGAGCUGGAGAACAGGGGCCCCGCGCCCGCUUCCAGCCUGAACCCCAAGUCCCGGCGCCGCGCAGCCUCGCCGCGGGUGGUGAUCCCAAGGAGCCUUACAGCAGUGGGUGAGGAGCUGGUGGAGUUGGUGGAACAGCUGGUGGACACUGUCAGGAGCCUUCAGAGUCACCUACCCACCUUGGAACUUGGACCAGACCCAGAUCUGAGCACCCUGGUGGAGGACUUUUCUUCUGGGGUAGACCUUCCUUUGGCUUCAGGAAAGCAAGUGACUUCCAGUGCACCUGAGGGAAAAAUGAGCAACAUUCUUCGUGACCUGGAAGAAAUUCAGGAAAAAUUACGAGAAAACUUCAUGCGGAAAGAGGCUGCUGAAGAACAGAUGUGUGGUGCUUUAGCGGAAGUCCCGGCAGCUCCAUCUGCCUUCUCAUGCCCAACGCCUGAUCAGAACUCUCCUACAUCCAACAGGGUCUCUCGGUUUGCUCAGUCUAGAGUUGGGAAGACAUCACUGAUUAUGUCUCUGGUCAGUGAAGAAUUUCCAGAAGAGGUUCCUCCCCGGGCAGAAGAAAUCACCAUUCCAGCCGAUGUCACCCCUGAGAGAGUUCCAACACACAUUGUGGAUUACUCAGAAACAGAACAGAGUGAUGAACAGCUGCAUCAGGAAAUAUCACAGGCUAAUGUCAUCUGCAUAGUUUAUGCUGUUAACAACAAACAUUCUAUUGAUAAGGUAACGAGUCGAUGGAUUCCUCUUAUAAAUGAAAGGACUGACAAAGACAGCAGGCUGCCUCUGAUCUUGGUUGGGAACAAAUCUGAUCUGGUGGAAUAUAGUAGUAUGGAAACCAUCCUUCCUAUUAUGAACCAGUAUACAGAAAUAGAAACCUGUGUGGAGUGUUCAGCAAAAAACCUGAAGAACAUAUCAGAGCUCUUUUAUUAUGCACAGAAAGCUGUUCUUCAUCCAACAGGCCCCUUGUACUGUCCAGAGGAGAAAGAGAUGAAACCAGCCUGCAUAAAAGCCCUUACUCGUAUAUUUAAAAUAUCUGAUCAGGAUAAUGAUGGCACUCUCAACGAUGCUGAGCUCAACUUCUUCCAGAGAAUUUGUUUUAACACUCCAUUAGCUCCUCAAGCGCUGGAAGAUGUCAAGAAUGUGGUCAGAAAGCAUAUAAGUGAUGGCGUGGCUGACAGUGGAUUGACACUGAAAGGUUUUCUCUUUUUACACACACUUUUUAUCCAGAGAGGGAGACAUGAAACUACGUGGACCGUGCUUCGGCGAUUCGGUUAUGAUGAUGAUCUGGAUUUAACACCUGAAUAUUUAUUCCCCCUGCUAAAAAUACCUCCUGAUUGCACUACUGAGUUAAAUCAUCAUGCAUAUUUGUUUCUACAGAGCGUAUUUGACAAGCAUGAUUUGGAUAGAGACUGUGCUUUGUCACCUGAUGAGCUUAAAGAUUUAUUUAAAGUUUUCCCUUACAUUCCGUGGGGACCAGAUGUAAAUAACACAGUUUGUACAAAUGAAAGAGGCUGGAUAACCUACCAGGGAUUCCUUUCCCAGUGGACGCUCACGACUUACUUAGAUGUACAGCGGUGCCUUGAGUAUUUGGGCUAUUUGGGCUACUCCAUAUUGACUGAACAGGAGUCUCAGGCUUCAGCCAUUACAGUAACCAGAGACAAAAAGAUAGACCUACAGAAAAAGCAGACUCAAAGAAAUGUGUUCAGGUGUAACGUAAUUGGUAUGAAAAACUGUGGGAAAAGUGGAGUUCUUCAGGCUCUUCUUGGAAGAAACCUGAUGAAGCAGAAGAAAAUCCGUGAUGAUCAUAAAUCCUACUAUGCGAUUAACACUGUUUAUGUAUAUGGACAAGAAAAAUAUUUAUUGCUGCAUGAUAUCUCAGAAUCGGAAUUUUUAACCGAGGCCGAGAUCAUUUGUGAUGUUGUGUGCCUGGUGUAUGAUGUCAGUAAUCCCAAAUCCUUUGAAUACUGUGCCAGGAUUUUCAAGCAACACUUUAUGGACAGCAGAAUACCUUGCUUAAUUGUAGCCGCAAAGUCAGACCUGCAUGAAGUUAAACAAGAAUAUAGCAUUUCACCUACUGAUUUCUGCAGGAAACACAAAAUGCCUCCACCACAAGCCUUCACUUGCAACACUGCUGAUGCACCCAAUAAGGAUAUCUUUGUUAAAUUGACAACAAUGGCCAUGUACCCAGAGGAGCAUUACAGAGGCAAACUCUCCCAAGACAUGGGCAACACUGAUAGAAUAGAGAAUUUGAGAAAAGUCUGGGUCUUUCUAAAAACUGCUUUCCAUGCCCGGUUACGCUGUUUGUGCACCUGCAACAGGUGUACAUUUUGCAUCUGUCAGAACUUCCUCAACUCAGACUUGCUGCAAUCUGUAAAGAACAAAAUCUUCACUGCAGUUCUUAACAGGUUAAGAGCCCUGGUAGCUGAGUGGGGUGCCAUGCUGUUAGCAGACGACGAAGGCAGUGUUACUCACCAGGUGCACGCCGUCAGCUCUAUAGAAGAUUCCAUCUUCAUGGAGUCAUCUCAUGGUCCAGUUUUUCUUGAAGCCAGGCACGUGACACAAGCUGACCUCAAGAGUUCCACGUUUUGGCUUCGAGCAAGUUUCGGUGCUACUGUAUUUGCAGUUUUGGGCUUUGCCAUGUACAAAGCAUUAUUGAAACAGCGAUGAUUAAAAAAUUACUGGCCCUACCAAAAACAAAUACUUUUAUGUACAUUCUGAAUGCUUUAAAUUCUGCUAGAAAUAUUGAGAUAUUUAUACAUGCAGAGUUACUUUAUUAAUAUUUGUAAUUCAUGCAUAAGAGUAUUUUAAUGAUAGUUAUAACUGCAGUAUUGGCUAGCAUAUGGAAAGAAAAUAGCUUAACAGCCAGACUAAAAUGGCUGCUUUUCAGAGGCCAAAAGGGAAUAUUUUGUAAAUAAUGUACAUAUUCAGGCAAGAUACGGUCUCCCAAACUGAGUUCUAGAAAUGAUAUUUCUAGAAGUUCAUCCGAGGUAUUGCUAGUGCUCACUUGGUUCAUUCUGCUAGGUUGAAGUCAGCCCAGAGGUUGUAUUUGCUCGUGGAUCACUUAUUUAUUUCACCUUUGCACAGAGUCAGGAUGAUCCUCUGGUUCUCUGAGUACAUUGGGCACAAUUUGCUGUUGUCUCUCCAUUUUUUUAAAAAACAUGCAAGUCAGUGUCAGCUUCCCCACAUGACUUUCGGUCACUUGUGUCAGGCCAGCCUUGAAGCCUUUGUGCGAUCUAGAGAAGUGAAUAGCUGAGUGUGUGGCCCUGUUUAAGGACUUUAAGGACGUGAGGGAAAAGCAAUUAACAAAGACGCUAUCUGUGUGAUUAUGUUACUUUGUCAGGACAUUGGAAUUUUAUAGCCCUUUCAAUCAAAUGAGAAAAACAAUUUGUAUGUUAUCAAAGUUUUUAGUUUAAAUAAACAGUUGCCCUUACUACUGUUGAAUUUCCUCGCAAAGUGUAAAUCAUUCUAGGAUGGCUGUGUCUGUUAUAGCAUACUACAGUAGCUGCAUGUGUUAUCAAGUGUUAUAUCUGGCUGUGAUGACCUAGAGAAGACACUUUUUUAAAUGAUAAAUCUAAUGAAUAUAAACUCACGAUAAACUAUUUUUUCCAUCAUUGACCUUUUCAAGUAUUUAAAUAAAUAACUGCUGUGUACUGUG
This is a messenger RNA of Ochotona princeps (American pika), 4007 nucleotides long. It is a transcript of the gene RHOT1, whose product is annotated as ras homolog family member T1. Gene Ontology annotation, biological process: regulation of actin cytoskeleton organization; small GTPase-mediated signal transduction; establishment or maintenance of cell polarity. Gene Ontology annotation, molecular function: protein kinase binding; GTPase activity; GTP binding. The transcript has 25 exons. NCBI's taxonomy places the organism in Eukaryota, Metazoa, Chordata, Mammalia, Lagomorpha, Ochotonidae. The coding region runs from base 77 to 3019 and encodes 980 amino acids. Gene Ontology annotation, cellular component: cytoplasmic vesicle; cell projection; cell cortex. The record is from RefSeq and is a predicted model, not a curated record.